GUGGGUUCUUAGAAGAAAGUUUCAGAUCGAGUGGGGGGUUAUAAUCCAGUUUCACCAUAGGAUCUACAGAUACCGAUAGAUGCUAACUCAACUAGGCCCCGAUAAACAGUGACUGCGUUGGAAAUGUUUCGCCUAUUUGUUCUGAGUUGCUAUGUCUCAUUCGCGUUUGGUCGUCUCACAUUCGUAAAUUUUUCACCAGUCGUUCAGAGCACCGAUGAAACUCAUCUUUAUUGUCUGGACACCAAAAGACUUAUUCCGUUAUCCAAUCUCACUAUUGAGCGUGCUCUAGAUACCGGAAACGGGGAUGGCCUGCCCUCACCGGCGAUUAUCAGCAAUAAUAAACUAAAAACAAAUUGGGGACGUGAAACUGGCGACGGAAGAUUUGGCGUGUUCCGCUGCAGUGGCGGGGCGCCUGAAGACACCGUGGUGACAAUGAAGAUGUUCAGGUCAGACAUCGCGGUUUUGGAGCCGCAAUAUUUAUCUAUAACCGUCAGUGUGGGAGAUUCACUAGACAUUAAAAUGACGAAAACGCAACCAAUAGCAUCCAACAAUCCAAUCAAGUGGCGUCUUAACGGAAUUCCAUUCGAUUUUCCGAGUCCCAGUGCCGGCUUAGAGAAUCCAGGGGACGUCGAUAACUAUGUUUACCACGUGGAUCAUGUUUCGUCGUAUGAGGGCGGUAUUUAUGAGGCGCACCCCUUAGAUAACCGUUCACACGGUGCUUUGACGAGAGUGGUCGUAAGAGCGUGUCAGGCUGGCAGUUGGAAUCCACCGAAUUGCGAUAGAACAUGCCCCCAGUGUAACAAUGGGGGCGUGUGUCACGACACGGCCGGGAAAUGUGUGUGUCCUCCGGGAUUCAUGGGACCGACAUGCAGCACAGAAUGUGGCGCCAACAAAUAUGGAGAACAAUGUGACCUCGAAUGCGACGCUGACGGGUGUCGGAAAUACCAGUUUUGCUUACCCGAUCCCUACGGAUGCAGCUGCGCAACAGGUUGGAAGGGUAUUCAGUGCGACCAGCCAUGCGAGUUGGGCACGUAUGGUCCUGACUGCAAACUGUCGUGCCAGUGCCAGAAUGGCGGAAGCUGUGACCGAUAUCGAGGCUGUGAAUGUGUUGGUGGUUGGUCUGGCCCAACGUGCGAAUCACAAGAACUUUAUGCUCCUAACGCUUUAAACCCACCGGCGUUAAAAGAAGCCGGAACCACCAGCCUACGAAUUGACCCGUUCGUAGAGCCCUACUCCGGAGACGGACCCAUUACAAAUGUUGUACUGUGGUACAAGAAAACAACAGUGAACUCAUGGUCGGAUAUAUCCAUUCCCGACACUGACUACGACGAUUUUACCCUGGGAGGGCUAGAGAGUGACACAGAGUAUCAGUUAAAGAUUCGACUGACAGGACCCACGUUGCUUGGACGUCCUGGUCCAAUUCUCCGUGCAAAAACAAGCUGCCAAGCUCUUUCAGUUCCCAGUGACGUGGUACUGGAUGUGGAAGGAUCAACAUCGAUUCGAGUUACCUGGUCAGCGUUCGCUGGACAAGAUAUCGUUGGGUACAAGUUAGUGUACGGCAAAUCCGGAAACUCGAACUUUUCUAUUAUCCGAGUCAGUGACCCUUCACAACUGUCUUUCGUGAUAAACAACUUGACACCAUACACUGAAUAUGUUUUUGCUGUGGCCGGUGUUAACUGUGCCGGAGACGGUACUCCGUCCGCGCUUCAAGCGGCAAUGACUGAACAAGAUGCCCCCGGACCCGUACAGUAUUUGCAGCUGACUAGUCAUUCGAAGGACACUAUAAUAGCUCGGUGGGAAGUACCGCUUCAGAAAAAUGGUAUCAUACGGUACUACGAGUUGGCCUUGUAUGAAAACGACGUUCUUACUAGAGACAGGAUCGGGAGGACCACAGUUGACACAAACAUGAUAUUGCCGGGUCUGCAUCCCUAUUAUCUAUAUCGUGUCGUCGUCUGGGCUGUCACAGUUACAAAGGGCGAUACAGCAGAGGCCGAGGUUCGGACAAGUCAAGAUGCGCCAAGUGGGCCGCCACAAAAUCUCAUCGUCAGUCACGCGACGCGUGAUAGCAUCACGUAUGAAUGGCAGCCGCCAAUUUUGAGCGAACAAAACGGCAUAAUAACGAGAUACGAGUACACUUUCCGAAACGCCAAUGGUGGCAGCAGGACAAUGCGAUACACUUCCGACACCACCGUAACGAUGAACAAUCUAGUCCCUAAUACCCCGUACUCGUUUAAAGUAAAAGCGUUUACUACAGUCGGCGGCGGCCCGGACAGCGACGAGCUCAUAAAGUCCACACUAGAAGUAAGUGCGGUAACCACCGCGAAAACAAUGACGACUACCGCGGAAUCUGUUGUAACCCAUGUCGCCACUGCUCGCACCAGGAAAGGCACCGCCGUGACAAAAAAAGCACAACGUGGCAAGUCUAGCGAAGCUCCAUACAAAUUUUUGACAACAGCAAUGUCUCCAAAAUCCGGCGGUUUGUUCGAUAUCAACAGUUCCAUAACAUCGGCCGUUAUAAUAGUUAUUGGCGUUAUUGCAGCAAUUACUCUAAUUUUGCUUCUGGGCUGCGCUGUCGGCUUUGUCGUCUAUACGAGAAAAAGGCGCGAACGUAAGCUCAGACGACAAUCACUUGCAGAAAAUAGCGUGCAGCUCAGCGAGAUCCAAAGACAACCUUCGCAAAAUAACGAUUAUAGAGAGGGUGACCCAGGGGACAACGCACAGCAACAAUCCUCGUCUGGUAUGGCGUGUAGCGUGGCGGCAGAUACGAGCGGAAUGAUAGUACCGGCUCACCUUGAUUUCUGGCGCAUACCGUGGGACAAAAUAUUAUUUGAAGACAGAAUUAUUGCAGAGGGUAAUUUCGGCAUCGUCAUGAAAGCAACCAUCAAGCAAGAUGACCACGAUGUUAUAGAUGUAGCUUUGAAAGUACUUAAAGAUGGCGCCACAGACAGCGACAAGAAAGACUUCAUCGGUGAACUUGAAAUCAUGUGUAAAGUUGGCAAACACCCAAAUAUUGUCAAUCUGAUUGGCGCAUGUGAGCGUGGAGGCAUUCUUUACGUUGCUACCGAAUUCGCCCGAUAUGGGAAUCUCCUAAAUAUACUACGGGUCAGUCGUGUCUUAGAAACUGACCCGAACUAUGCCAGAAAAACCAACAUGGCGUCCACGUACUCCGCGGAGCAAUUGCUCGGUUUUGCCGCAGACGUUGCAUUGGGAAUGACACAUCUGUCAGAAAAAGGGUGCGUACACCGCGACUUAGCUGCCAGAAAUAUUCUUAUUUAUGACAACUUCGUAGCUAAGGUGGCUGAUUUUGGACUUUCCAGAAGCGAUGAAGUAUAUGUCAAGAUGACUGCGGGUCGACUUCCAGUACGAUGGAUGGCGAUCGAGUCUCUCAAUUUCAGUGUGUACACCACGAAGAGUGAUGUAUGGUCAUUUGGAAUACUGCUGUGGGAGAUCAUCACUUUAGGAGGAACUCCAUACCCUGGUCUGACGUGCGCUGAAUUGUAUCAACAACUUCCACGGAAGUACAGGAUGCCAAAACCUCUGAACUGCGAAGCACCGGUCUACGAGAUUAUGCGGCAAUGUUGGCGAGAAAGACCCUAUGACCGGCCAGAUUUUGGCCAACUUUACAUGGCCUUAAAGAAACUCAUACAGGAUGCUAAGCCUUACGUCAAUAUGGAAAUAGGUGACAACUUCGAGUACGCAAAUAUUAAUAUAUCCGAAGAAACCGAACACGCUACUCCGGCAACCGUCAUCGAGUCCAAUGAAGUAGACGAAACAAAGCGCCUGCUUUCGAAUGAUACAUGCGCCGCAAACGUCUGAUGACGCGAAUUCGCUGCUCCACCUAUCUGGAUUUGCCAUAUCGAUACACUUGAUUUUGUCUCACCAGUGUGGGACGCAAAUAAAUGCAGACGGCGGAGGCGGUUAUGAAUCGUAUUGGCCGUGGUACGAGUUAUUACAGAUUUAUAUACAGAAAUAUCCUAUACUUUGCAGCAAUAAUGAUAUGACAUAAUUUUAGCUUAAUAUUGCAAUUUGACGAUGUUAGAGCCGAUUACCUGUCCACUAAAUAGUGUACAUCGAUCGGACACGUUUAAUUAGUCACAGAAGAAGAGUAUGCUACUAUAAUAUUCGAAAAAAACCGCAUAAAAACACAUGCGCAUUGCAACACCUGUGACGAAAAAUGACGACAAACUAACUGCCACGGAACAAUAUGUAAUUAGUGUAAUACUUAUAGUAAGCCCAGACUAGCGUCAAUAUUGCGUCAUUGAACAUUCCAUUUCUCACAUUCCAUUGCGGUACUACAGCAUGUUAUUGUCAGAGUUAGUUAUGAAACUAUAUUCAAA
Molecule: messenger RNA, 4337 nt
Organism: Saccoglossus kowalevskii
Lineage: Eukaryota; Metazoa; Hemichordata; Enteropneusta; Harrimaniidae
Product: angiopoietin-1 receptor-like
Biological process (GO): multicellular organism development; positive regulation of kinase activity; cell surface receptor protein tyrosine kinase signaling pathway
Cellular component (GO): signaling receptor complex; plasma membrane
Molecular function (GO): transmembrane receptor protein tyrosine kinase activity; ATP binding; protein binding
Source: RefSeq, a predicted model, not a curated record